UCAUCCUGAAGGGUCUGGAGAUGUCCCAGUGGGGUCUUGAUGUCCAGGGGGUCUCCAGGAUGUUCCCAGGGAUCCCUUGAAGGAUCUGGAAACUCCGAGGAUGGGCCCAGGAGCUCUGAGGAGUCUCUAGGAUGAUCUGGAGAUGUCCCACCAGUAGCCCCUAUGGCCCCAUAACCACUACAGCCUCAUCUCAUAGCCAUCCCAUAUCCUUAUCCCACGCCUUUAUCCCAUCCCAUAUCCAUCGCAUCCACCCCAUAGCCAUCUCAAACCCAUCUCAUAUCCCUCCCUCCACACCUCGUCCCCAUCCCCCACCCCAUUCCCAUCCCCAAUCCACGUCCCCACAGAUCCUCAUUGCAAACAGGGCUCCCCAGUGGCUGCGGGUCUGGCUGAUGGCAAAGUGCUGGGGCAGGUGGUGAUGCACCUUUCUCCAUCGCUGAGCUCACAUGGCCAUGAGUAGGCCCACUGCCUCGCUUAUUGCCUUGUCUGUUAAGCUUCUCUCCUGGCUACAGAGGCUGCCAGUAAAUACUAUUGCUCGUGUUACGUUGUCAUAGGCAAUAAAAUAAGCCUGUCCCAAAGACAUUGGUGUCUUUGUUCUCCCUGUUGAGCCCAUGGAUUGGCACAACAGCGUCAGCACGCGAUGGGCACAAAACUUGGACAUCAGCAACGGGACUUGAAAGGCCAGCAUCAGGAACGUCUCUUUUGGAGAGAGGCUGAGAGACUGGGGCUCGUUGAGCCUGGAGAGCAGAAGGCUCUGGGGAGACCACGUGGCUGCCUUUCAGCACACGGGGCCUCACAGAUCACCCAGUUCCAACCCCCUGCUGCGGCCAACAGUGAGAUCAGGCUCCAGGUCAGGUUGUGCAGGGUGCCAUCCAGCCUGGACCUGAACACCCCUCAGGAUGGGGUGCGCACAGCGUCUCUGGGCAGCUGUGCCAGCAGCUCACCAGCCUCAGCCUGUGUGACACAUGGCAGGUUCUCGUGCCGUUUGCCGAGUAAAGCACAGCGAUGGUCGAUAUUUCAACCUCACCUGGUGUGCGUGUGCCUGUGAACGCACAGGUUUCUGUUUAUUAGGCAGACAGCUGCUCUUACAGAGCCAUUAAAGUUAGGCUUGCCUUCCUGCGUACCGUAAUUCAGUAAGCUGAGCGGAACUGCUCCUGGAAGAGGAGCUGCCCUCUCCGUGCCGGUGACCUAACAGAGCUCCAGGUGACACGGGCUGAUGUCACAAUGCCAUGCGCUGCAUCACAAGCAGAUCUUCCCCGGGGCAGCGGCAGGGCCGGCACUUCCCUGCAGGGCCUGGGCGCUGCUGCAGCACUGCUCAGGGGCUCUGUCCUUCUGCGACCAGGAGUUGAUUCCGGGGCAGCCAGGCUGCUCUGGGUGACCCUCACUGACGCGUGGAGGAGCAGGGGCGCUUUGCAGAGAAUUGUUGGUUGGUUGAGGAGCCUUGUUGGCGGAGGGCAUCCUUAGUUCUGAACUGAGGCUGUCGGCAAGCCGCAUGGAAGGCUGCUGGACUGUGAGCGUCAGCUCGGAGCUGGCCUACGCGUUCCCAACGCUGCUGGAACUCUCUGCUGAAGAGAUUGUGGCAGUCUGGGACGCUGUGUCUGAUUACAUCCUGGAACAGAUGAAGCUGGACAAGGGAGUCCUGAUUCCGGGACUCGGGGUCUUUGCUGGGGUCCGAGAGCAAUUCCACAGCAAAGAAGAGGCGCUUCCGGUUCUAAGGCCUGUCUUCCAGCUGGACAUCGGGGUGCUGUGGCUGCAGGAACUCCAGUCUCCCAACGACAUCAUCCCUGACGACGUCAAGAUUGAGCCGCUCAACUACCGGCAGCUCUCGCGAGCCUCCGGCGUCCCGCUGCACUUGGUGCCACGCUGCGUGCGGGAGAGCGUGCUCCUGUACUGUCACCUCCUGAGGAGCAGGGAGCCCGUCUCGUUCGUGUUCAAGAACCUCGGCGUUAUGACCUGCCAAGACGGCUUCCUCCUCAUGAGGUUCUUCUGCAGCUGCGUUGAAACACUGGAGAGCAAUGCCCCCGUCCUCGCACUGAUCCACACCGUAAGUUGAGGAGGUUGUGAGGUGCGCCGUCGGAUCACCGCUGGCCAGCCUGGACGUGGCAGGCCAGUCCAGUGCCUUUCCCCACGCUUGCCCCCACGGCUUUCUCCACUGGCAAAGAGAUUUCCCGGAUCUCUGCCCAUGCAGAAAGCCUGGCAGUGCUCUUGCACGGCCUCGCUACUUUGCCAUCCUGCUCCUUCAGAGCAGAACAAAGCUCUGAUGUUCACGGAGGAGGCUUUGGUGGAGAGCAGCUU
Messenger RNA from Lagopus muta (rock ptarmigan), 2292 nucleotides. Its product is annotated as coiled-coil domain-containing protein 81-like. The transcript has 5 exons. The record is from RefSeq and is a predicted model, not a curated record. Lineage: Eukaryota; Metazoa; Chordata; Aves; Galliformes; Phasianidae. The coding region runs from base 1490 to 2050 and encodes 186 amino acids. Gene Ontology annotation, cellular component: centrosome.